CACCGACGGAAUGCUCCGAAUUGCCACAUAAUCCCCUGGAACGGCCGCGCCGAACGCCAUUGGCUUUUCCCUUUUCAGCGCGGCGCCGCUGCCGUAUCCCACCUUCGCCUUACCUUCUCCCUCUCAGCUCACUGCCUCCGGAGCUGGGGGGGAAACGAGAAGCCCCACUGCAAUGGAGCCCGCCGCCGCGGCCCCGGCGCAGCGACUCCCCUACCCAGGCUCCGGGGAGGACCGAGCUCCGGCGGUGGCGGCGGCAGCGGCGGCGGCCGGGGGCGGACAGAGUCCGGAGCUGGCGCUGACCCCGGCGGCUGCGAGCUGCGGGAGCGGCGGGGCGCGGGAAGAGGCCCCCAGCGAGGCGCCGCCGGGGCCGCUGCCCGGCAGGGCUGGGGGCACGGGGCGCAGGAGGCGGCGCGGGGCGCCCCAGCCCACCGCUGGCGCGGCUGCUCCGGUGUCCGCGGCCGGCAGCGGCGCCAACUCCCUCCUGCUGAGAAGAGGGCGGCUGAAGAGAAAUUUGUCCGCGGCCGCCGCCGUCUCGUCGUCGUCCUCGUCGUCGUUGUCCUCCUCGGCUGCCUCCUCGAACAGCCCGAGCGCCACCGGCCUCCCCGCCUCCUGCUCGGCCUCGGCAUCGCUCUGCACCCGGAGCUUGGACAGGAAGACGCUGCUCCAGAAGCACAGGCAGCUGCUGCAGCUGCAGCCGUCGGACCGGGACUGGGUGAGACACCAGCUCCAGCGGGGCUGUGUGCACAUCUUCGACCGCCACAUGGCUUCAACGUGCCUGCGCCCGGUGCUCUGCACGCUGGACACCACGGCCGGCGAGGUUGCCGCCCGCCUCCUGCAGCUGGGCCACAAAGGCGGCGGCGUGGUGAAGGUGCUGGGCCAGGGGCCCAGGCCCACAGCCGCUGGGCCUCGGCUCGAGCCCCCUGAAUGCCGAGACUCGGGCGCCGUCGGGGGCCCUCCACGCGCGCCCCCCGCUGACCUGCCGCUGCCAGCCGGCGGCCCCCGCGCCAGCCCCGCGCCCUCUGACUCUAGUCCCGGGGAGCCGCGCCCGGGGGGUGCUGCCUCCCCGCCCGGCGCCCCGCGGCGUCUCGACGGUGUGGUCUCUGACUCCGAGAGCUUCAGCCUGAGCCCCAGCGCCGAGAGCGUGUCUGACCGGCUGGACCCCUACAGCAGUGGCAGCGGUUCCUCGUCUUCGGAGGACCUUGAGGCCAACCCCGGCCAGCCCCGCUGCUCCGGCCGCGCCGCGCAGUCCCGGCCGCCCUCCCCGACGGCUGCCCAGCCUCGGCCGCAGCAGACAGCCUCUGGGGGCGUCGACUGCCGGGACGGGGCGGAUCGCGAAGGGCCUAGGCAGAAGGCGGCAGCGGCAGCCCUGGGGGGGGCCCUAUUGAUCCCCGGGAGGAGCAAAGGGACCUUGGAGAAGGGACCUCUGCCGCCCACCCUAUACAUGCAGCUCCACGGAGAGACCACCCGGCGCCUGGAGGCGGACGAGAAGCCAUUGCAGAUCCAAAAUGAUUACCUCUUCCAACUAGGAUUUGGGGAGCUGUGGAGGGUGCAGGAAGAAGGCAUGGACUCAGAGAUUGGCUGCCUUAUCCGCUUCUAUGCAGGAAAACCUCACAGCACUGGUAGCUCUGAACGGAUUCAGCUCUCAGGAAUGUACAAUGUCCGCAAAGGCAGAAUGCAAUUGCCAGUAAACCGAUGGACCAGACGCCAUGUUAUCCUGUGUGGGACCUGCUUGAUAGUAUCAUCUGUGAAAGACAGCUUGACCGGAAAGAUGCAUGUUCUGCCACUAAUUGGUGGAAAAGUAGAAGAAGUGAAAAAGCACCAGCACUGUUUAUCCUUUAGCUCCUCCGGACCCCAAAGUCAGACUUACUACAUUUGCUUUGAUACUUUCACAGAGUAUUUAAGGUGGCUACGGCAAGUUUCCAAGGUUGCUUCCCAACGCAUUAGCUCAGUGGACCUCUCCUGUUGUAGCCUGGAACAUCUGCCUGCCAACCUCUUCUAUAGCCAAGACCUCACCCAUCUCAAUUUAAAACAAAACUUCCUAAGGCAAAACCCCAGCCUCCCGGCUGCCAGGGGGCUCAAUGAACUGCAAAGGUUCACCAAGUUGAAGAGUCUUAACCUUUCCAAUAAUCAUCUAGGAGACUUCCCCUUAGCAGUCUGCAGUAUUCCAACUCUGACAGAGCUGAACAUGUCCUGCAAUGCCCUGCGAGCAGUCCCGGCCGCUGUGGGGGCAAUGCACAAUUUGCAGACUUUUUUGUUGGAUGGAAACUUUCUCCAGUCCCUUCCUGCUGAGUUGGAGAACAUGCACCAGCUCAGUUAUCUUGGACUUUCAUUCAAUGAAUUCACUGACAUUCCAGAGGUAUUGGAAAAAUUAACUGCUGUGGAUAAACUCUGUAUGUCUGGAAACUGUAUGGAGACCCUUAGGCUACAGGCUUUAAGAAGAAUGCCUCACAUUAAACAUGUGGACCUAAGAUUGAAUAUAAUUAGGAAACUUACAGCAGAUGAAGUGGAGUUUCUGCAGCACAUCACUCAGCUUGAUCUUCGAGACAAUAAACUUGGUGAUCUAGAUGCUAUGAUUUUCAACAACAUUGAAGUUCUACACUGUGAAAGGAAUCAGUUGGUGACGCUAAACAUUUGUGGCUAUUACUUAAAAGCACUCUAUGCUGCUUCUAAUGAACUUGUUCGACUUGAUGUUUACCCAGUUCCAAAUUAUCUGUCCUACAUGGAUGUUUCAAGGAACCACUUAGAAAAUGUGCCUGAAUGGGUAUGUGAAAGCCGAAAGCUAGAAGUUUUGGAUAUUGGCCAUAAUCAAAUAUGCGACCUUCCUGCCCACGUGUUUUGUAAUAGUAGUCUCCGUAAACUGCUAGCAGGACACAACCAGUUGGCACGGUUGCCUGAAAGAUUGGAGAGAACUUCAGUGGAGGUCUUAGAUAUACAGCACAACCAGCUCAUUGAACUACCACCUAACCUUCUGCUGAAGGCCGACAGCCUGAGAUUCCUGAAUGCAUCUGCAAACAAACUGGAAACCCUUCCUCCAGCUACACUUUCUGAAGAGACAAACAGUAUCUUACAAGAGUUGUAUUUGACAAAUAACAACCUCACAGAUAAAUGUGUGCCCUUAUUAACAGGACACCCCCAUCUGAAGAUCCUUCACAUGGCCUAUAACCGACUUCAGAGUUUUCCAGCAAGUAAAAUGGCAAAACUGGAGGAACUUGAAGAAAUUGAUAUCAGUGGGAAUAAACUGAAAGCCAUCCCAACAACGAUCAUGAAUUGCAGGCGCAUGCACACUGUGAUUGCUCACUCCAAUUCCAUUGAAGUCUUUCCUGAAGUUAUGCAGCUCCCAGAAAUCAAGACGGUCUCUUGUUUCCACUUGUUCCUUCAGUGUGUGGACCUGAGCUGUAAUGAGCUAAGCGAAGUCACUUUACCAGAAAACCUGCCUCCCAAACUCCAAGAACUUGACCUGACUGGAAACCCCCGCCUUGCCCUUGACCACAAAACAUUGGAACUGCUGAAUAACAUCCGCUGCUUCAAGAUUGAUCAGCCUUCAUCAGGAGAUGCAUCUGGAGCCCCAGCUGUAUGGAGUCAUGGUUACACUGAAGCUUCAGGGAUGAAAAACAAGUUGUGUGUUGCAGCUCUGUCUGUGAAUAACUUCUGUGACAACCGAGAGGCCCUGUAUGGAGUAUUUGAUGGAGACCGGAAUGUGGAAGUGCCUUACCUUCUGCAGUGUACCAUGAGUGACAUUUUGGCCGAAGAGCUGCAGAAAACUAAAAAUGAAGAAGAAUACAUGGUCAAUACGUUCAUUGUUAUGCAAAGAAAACUUGGAACUGCUGGACAGAAACUUGGAGGUGCUGCUGUCCUUUGUCACAUCAAACAUGACCCUGUGGACCCAGGAGGAUCCUUUACCUUGACCUCUGCUAAUGUUGGCAAGUGCCAAACGGUUCUCUGUCGAAAUGGGAAGCCGCUGCCUCUGUCCAGAUCAUAUGUCAUGAGCUGUGAAGAAGAGCUGAAGAGAAUUAAGCAGCACAAGGCCAUUAUCACUGAGGAUGGCAAGGUGAAUGGAGUGACUGAGUCCACACGCAUCCUGGGCUACACCUUCCUCCACCCCAGUGUGGUACCUCGCCCCCAUGUGCAGUCCGUGCUCCUGACUCCCCAGGAUGAGUUCUUCAUCCUGGGCAGUAAGGGGUUAUGGGACAGCUUGUCCAUCGAGGAGGCUGUGGAGGCUGUGCGCAAUGUGCCUGAUGCCCUGGCUGCUGCCAAGAAGCUGUGCACCCUGGCCCAGAGCUACGGCUGCCAUGAUAGCAUCAGUGCUGUGGUCGUACAGCUCAGCGUCACCGAGGACAGCUUCUGUUGCUGUGAGCUCAGUACUGGUGGGAGUGUCCCACCACCCAGCCCAGGCAUCUUCCCUCCCUCGGUCAACAUGGUGAUCAAGGAUCGGCCCUCUGAUGGGCUGGGUGUGCCAUCCUCCAGCAGCGGCAUGGCGUCUGAGAUCAGUAGUGAGCUCUCCACUUCGGAGAUGAGUAGUGAGGUAGGGUCAACAGCCUCUGAUGAGCCCCCACCUGGAGCCCUGAAUGAGAGCAGCUCUGCCUAUCCAAGUGAGCAACGCUGCACGCUCCACCCUAUCUGUCUGUCCAACUCCUUUCAGCGCCAGCUGUCCAGCGCCACUUUCUCCAGCGCCUUCUCAGACAAUGGUCUUGACAGUGAUGAUGAAGAACCAAUUGAGGGUGUCUUCACCAAUGGCAGCCGGGUGGAAGUGGAGGUAGACAUCCACUGUAUUCGGGCCAAGGAGAAGGAGAAGCAGCAGCACCUGCUGCAGGUGCCAGCUGAGGCCAGUGAUGAAGGGAUUGUCAUCAGCGCCAACGAGGAUGAGCCAGGUCUUCCCAGGAAGGCGGACUUUUCUUCUGUGGGAACCAUUGGGCGCCGCAGGGCUAAUGGCUCUGUAGCACCCCAGGAAAGGAGCCACAAUGUGAUUGAGGUCGCUGCAGAUGCCCCUCUUCGGAAGUCUGGGGGUUAUUUUGCUGCCCCAGCUCAACCGGAUCCUGAUGAUCAGUUUAUCAUACCCCCAGAGCUGGAAGAGGAAGUCAAAGAGAUCAUGAAACAUCACCAGGAGCAGCAGCAGCAGCCACCACAGAUACAGCAGCAGCCACUACAGCGGCAGUUUCAGAUGGACCAGCUGCCAGACUAUUACGAUACACCACUAUGACCCAGUCUGAGUACUGUUUUAAAAAAUAAACUAACCCAGAAAGACUGAGUUGUAAGAGUCUCCCAGGCUCACAUUAAACCAGGGGUUUUACUCCAUGUCCUUCUCCCACAUACUGUCCCCAACCUAUCUUUUCAGCUAAUCUGUAGGUUCUCUUUCUGUUGGUUAUUUUUUAAAUAAUUACCACUUUUCUUCUAGUGAUGCUUUACCAAUAUGAUUUAAAUUUGUUAGCUUCUUUCCCUAACAUAUCAGAUGUGUAAAGACAAAGAACAAAAGGUUUAAUAUAUUACAGAGAAAUGGUUAAUGAUAAUGUAAUAUUUUUUAAAAUGGGUUUUUGUUUUGUUUGUUUGGAAGGCAGGGCAAGUUGCCAUUGCUAAGUGAUUUAAUAAUAUAAUUCUCUUUCUUGGGGGGGGGGUGCUUUUUUGUCUUGAAAAUGAUAGACAUUUGUAGAAUAUGGAGACUAACUCCUAGGAGUUGCUUUACUCUGUCAGGUGACUUAAGUCACUGGGAUUCACUAAUUUUCUCUGAGAGAACAGUUGAUUGAGAAAUUUCUGUUGUAAAUAGCUCAGUGUUAUAUAGUGAUGCUUAAAAUGUUUUGUAGUAUUGGCAUAAGGACACAGCCUACAUAACUGACUUUUCCUUCCCUUCUGAUGAGCCUUCCCUACCCAUCCCCAGCCCCAGCUCACCUUCCAGGUGGAGGCCGGGCAGCCAGCACAUUGCUAUUCAGAUGAGGCAGCUCUGAGGCCACUGGAUGAGAGCUUGCACUGAGGGGCCCGGAACCAGUUUCUUUCCUCUCCUGGCCCCAUUCUCUUGACUUUUGCAGACACUUUUUAACUGUGUUCCUUACUGCUGCCACAAUCAGCAUGACUGUAUAGCGUUCCAUUAGACCAUUUACAUACCCAGAGUUAUAUUAAAGCAGAAUGCACAAAUGGACAUGUCAUAAUUUUGUUAUAAUAAAUAUGAAAUUUACAAGUAUUGGG
Molecule: messenger RNA, 6174 nt
Organism: Heterocephalus glaber (naked mole-rat)
Lineage: Eukaryota; Metazoa; Chordata; Mammalia; Rodentia; Bathyergidae
Gene: Phlpp1
Product: PH domain and leucine rich repeat protein phosphatase 1
Cellular component (GO): cytoplasm
Molecular function (GO): protein binding
Source: RefSeq, a predicted model, not a curated record